Trichoplax adhaerens is the source of this 609-nucleotide messenger RNA. RefSeq lists its product as uncharacterized. Gene Ontology annotation, biological process: cell volume homeostasis; chloride transport; spliceosomal snRNP assembly. The transcript is spliced from 7 exons. Bases 1 to 609 code for a protein of 202 amino acids. The record is from RefSeq and is a predicted model, not a curated record. Lineage: Eukaryota; Metazoa; Placozoa; Uniplacotomia; Trichoplacea; Trichoplacidae. Gene Ontology annotation, cellular component: cytosol; methylosome; spliceosomal complex.
AUGAUUGUUUUAACCCAGGUCGCUAUACCCACUGAGAAUGUCUUCUGCAAGCAAGAAAAUUGCAAAGCUGUCCUCAAUCACCAAGACUAUGGUACAGGUACCUUAUACAUUGCUGCAAGCAUGUUAACAUGGUCCAACAACGAAGGUAAUGGAUUGAAUCUGGAAUACCCUUCCAUCUCGCUCCAUGGUGUAUCGAAAGAUUUGAGCGUUUAUCCUCAUCCAUGCAUUUACUGCAUGCUUGAUUUACAAUUGAAGGAUGAAAAUGGAGACGAGCAGUCUGUCGGCGAACUCAUCCUUGCCCCAGAAGAUGAAGCAUCAUUGGAAGAUAUUUAUAACGCCAUAGCAGAUUGCCAAGCUUUACAUCCAGAUGAUGAAGAUGAGGAUUUGGAAGAUGCCCUAAAUAUUUAUUUAAUAACAGUCGAAGAAGAAGAUGAAGAUAUAAAUGAGGAAGGAAAUGGGACUAGUUCGGUAGAUAUGCCAAGUCAGCAAGAAUUUCAACACAUGAUUGAAGAUCAAUCCACUUCUGGCUAUCAAGAUGGAAAUAUGGUCUCCACAGAGCAAUCAAAUCAAAAUAAUGAUGGUCAAUUUGAUGAUGCUGAUGACCAUUAG